CUUCAGGGAAAAUAAAGUGGAAAAACAUCAACUUUAUUUUAAAGUUCUUGUGAGCAAGAAAAAAAAACGAAAAAAAAAAGAGAGCUUUUUCUUCCGAUUUUUCUUCUCGCGCAAGCACAGCACAAGAGUAACAACAACCAUGGUUCUCGAGGCGACUAUGAUAUGCAUCGACAACUCAGAAUGGAUGCGAAACGGCGAUUACUCUCCUUCUCGCUUUCAAGCUCAAGCUGAUGCUGUUAAUCUCUUAUGCGGCGCUAAAACCCAAUCGAAUCCAGAGAAUACAGUCGGGAUAUUAACAAUGGCCGGCAAACAAGUUCGGGUUUUGACUACUCUGACUAGUGAUCUGGGCAAGAUUUUGUCUUGUAUGCACGGUCUUGAAGUGGGUGGUGAGAUGAAUCUAUCAGCAGGAAUUCAGGUUGCACAACUAGCUCUUAAGCAUCGUCAAAACAAAAAUCAGCAGCAAAGAAUAAUAGUUUUUGCCGGAAGUCCUAUCAAAUAUGACAAGAAAAUGUUGGAGACCAUAGGGAAGAAAUUAAAGAAGAACAAUGUAUCUCUAGAUAUUGUUGAUUUUGGUGAAGAAGAGGAUGGGAAACCGGAGAAGUUGGAGGCUCUCUUCGCUGCUGUCAAUAGCAAUGACAGUAGCCAUAUAGUUCACAUUCCUCCUGGUGGAACUGCUAUUUCUGAUGCUCUGAUGAACACACCUGUAUUCACUGGAGAUGGGGAAGGAGGAAGUGGUUUUGCUGCAGCAGCUGCAGCGGCUGCAGCUGGUGGUGGUGACUUUGAUUUUGGCGUAGAUCCUAAUUUAGACCCAGAGCUGGCUCUUGCCCUUAGAGUUUCUAUGGAAGAGGAGAGAGCUAGGCAAGAAGCUGCUGCAAAAAGGGCUGCUGAUGAAGCUGCUAGACAAGAAAAGGGAGAAGAACCAUCAUCCAAAUCACAGGAUACAACAAUGGUCGACAAGGCUGCUGAAGCAACUAACAGUGCUGCUGAUCCAAUGGAUGAAGUGAAUGCAUUGCUUCAGCAGGCUAUUGCACUGUCAAUGGAAAACCCUGUAUCCGAUCCCUCUGUCCGUGAUUCUGAAAUGGCAGAGGCAACUAAUGACGAUCAAGAUUUGGCUAUGGCUCUUCAGAUGUCCAUUCAGGAAACCGCAAAAGAUUCAUCAAGUCAGUCAGACAUGAGCAAGGCACUGGAGGAUCAGUCUUUUGUGUCAUCUGUCCUUGCAUCACUUCCAGGAGUUGAUCCUAACGAUCCCUCAGUGAAGGAGCUGCUAGCAUCUUUCCAAGGCCAAUCUGAGUCUGGACAAAAGAAGGAGGAAGAUAAGCCACCAAGUGAUGACAAGUGAAACGCGCUAGACAAGUCUUCAUGAAAGAAAGCUUCUGUGCUGGUGACACAAACCACAUUGCACUGAUGAGAAUGAAUGAAAAGCAGACUUGAUAGAAAUACAUGUUGAAUUUACUACUCGUUUUCCAAUUCUAAUGAUUGUCACUUGAAUAGGCUGAAUAUUGGAGUAGGAUGUUAGAAUUGCUGUCAUUAUGCUUUUUAACGUUAUGCAAUAGAAUUGGUAUCUUGUACUGUGGCGCACUUUAUGGUUGCUGAUUGGGAAGGAAACAAGGGCUCAAUGUCAAAAUUGAAACUGCUUUAUUUCA
Molecule: messenger RNA, 1643 nt
Organism: Populus trichocarpa (black cottonwood)
Lineage: Eukaryota; Viridiplantae; Streptophyta; Magnoliopsida; Malpighiales; Salicaceae
Product: 26S proteasome non-ATPase regulatory subunit 4 homolog
Exons: 10
Coding region: 140-1339 (399 amino acids)
Biological process (GO): proteasome-mediated ubiquitin-dependent protein catabolic process
Cellular component (GO): proteasome regulatory particle, base subcomplex; cytosol; nucleus
Molecular function (GO): polyubiquitin modification-dependent protein binding
Source: RefSeq, a predicted model, not a curated record